AUGUGGGACGACCCGCGCAUCCAGGCCCUCAACUCGGCCGAGGUGGUCGCCGCCCUGCCCUCGCAGCCCAUCGUGGUCAUCACCCAGUCGAUCGCCGCCGGCACCACCAGCGUCUUCACGACGGCGCUCAGCGCCACGGUAGGAUCGGGGGAUCUGGUGACCUUCCCCGUGCAAAGCGCGGGCAACAACCGGUCUAUUGGGUUGGACAACAUCAAUACGAUGACCUACCUCCGCGACAAUGACUACUCCUUCGCAUUCUGGGCGAACUACGACGUGCGCCAGGCCCGAAAGAUCGGCGCCGCGGCGAUGAAAAACUCGGCCGGCAGAGUGGUGAGCCCCACCACGGAAUCGCUGAUCAGCGCCCUGAGCGACUACGAAGCGAGCGGACAGACCUCGUUCGAAAGCCUGCUGCUGUCACCGGGCGCGGACAGUUGGCCCAUUGCUUCGUUUGCCUCGAUCAUCUAUCACCAAAGCACCAUGGAGGACUGCGCCGAGGCCGCAGCGCUGGCCAACUUCCUGUACUGGGCCCAGACCUCGACUACCGCUGGUCAGGUGGCCGAUAGGCAAGGCUUCGUGCUUGUGACGAAUGAGGCGCAGCUCCGUGGCCGGUUCCUCAACCAACUCAAGGCCUUCACCUGCGACGGAGACACCGUGAGUCAUGUGGCCAACUGCAUCAACGACGGCCAGCUGUGCUCGGGUGCGGGCGUCUGCACCAACAACAAGUGUCUGUGCAAUACCGGCCGGGAGGGCCAGUACUGCGAGGGCACCAUCUCCGGGUCCUCCGACAACACGCUCGUCAUUGCCCUC
Acanthamoeba castellanii str. Neff is the source of this 807-nucleotide messenger RNA. Its product is annotated as serine/threonine kinase. The transcript has 4 exons. NCBI's taxonomy places the organism in Eukaryota, Discosea, Longamoebia, Acanthamoebidae. The annotation marks the transcript as partial. The record is from RefSeq and is a predicted model, not a curated record.